This is a messenger RNA of Acanthamoeba castellanii str. Neff, 2217 nucleotides long. RefSeq names its product transcription elongation factor sii protein n terminal domain containing protein. Gene Ontology annotation, cellular component: nucleus. The record is from RefSeq and is a predicted model, not a curated record. Bases 1 to 2217 code for a protein of 738 amino acids. NCBI's taxonomy places the organism in Eukaryota, Discosea, Longamoebia, Acanthamoebidae. The transcript has 8 exons.
AUGAUCAAGCUGCAGAAGAUCAUGGCCGAGGAGAAGUCUCCCGACGCCCAGUCUCUCUUGCUCAACAUCGUCUCCAACUCGCGACGCCUGGACCUAAAGAAAGUGUUCAUCGACAACGACGGUCUGGUAGUGCUCAAGGCGUGGCUGAUUCAAGCGAUCAAGGAAAAGAACACGCAGCUGGUCCGACAGCUGCUGAAGGUCAUCUACACCCUGCCGAUGACUGUCGAGACGCUGCAGAAGUCCGGCAUGGGCAAGCUGAUCAAGAAGCUCGAGAACCAUCCCACUGAAGUGGUGAAGAAGUGGGCCGUCAGGAUCAUGAACAGCUGGAAGGACGUGGUGCUCAAUGCGUCAAAGAAGGCCGAAAGCUCUUCGGCCAAGAAAGACGUUGCCGAAGAAAAGGCCGCCGCCGAGAAGGCGCGGCUCGAUAAGAAGGAAAAGGAAGUGUCACCGACGGCUGCACGAGGCAUGAAGCGAACAAGAGAGGUGACACCAGCAGCGCCUAAAGCUGCGAAGCCGGGUCCGCAGCUGAAGAUAUCUGCAAGCGAGGAUUUUGACGACCUCAUUGCUGGCCCGGCCAAGCCGAGGCCCGUAGCCGAAAAGCGCAAGUUGACAGGCCUCAUACCCGACCACGUCAAGAGGAGAAGGCACGCCGUGCAGCUGAUCGAAGAGGAUGUGACCGCUCCGCACCCGAUUGCCAAGGGCGUGGGUUCCUACAAGUCCAAGCCUUUGUCGGCGGACGACAUCAAGAAGGCGAAGAGCUCUGGUGCCGCCGCCGCGUCUCCGCUUUCGCCUCCGCUGGUCUCAACGCGGCGGGACUCGGAUCCCGGGAAGAGGCAGAGGGACGAUGACGAGGAAGCGUUCCCGGACUCCGCGGACGUUAGCUACGACGAAGGAGAGGGUCGGGCUUCCAAGAAGAAAAAGAAGCGAGUGUCCUGGGCGUCAGACGAAAAGCUCGUGCAGGUCAAGAUGUUCGAGAAGUAUUUGCCAUCUCUCAUGGGGAAUGCGCCGCGACCAGUGGGCAGCUUCGCUGCGAUGAUGCAGCUGGAGAAGCAGCGCGAAAAGGAAGUGGCGGAUCAACAGCGGAAGCAUGAGGAAGGCGAAUGGAAGGAACGGUUCGAAAAGAUGACCGCAACAGUGCCGUGGAAGGCGCCGCAGUUGCUGUAUAUGUCGCCCGAGUACAAAGUGGCGAUGGGGGAAAAGAGCAAGGAGAUGGGCAUCCAGAGGGAGCGGCAGAGCAAGAUCCUGGGCGAGUACUAUUCGCGAGAGGAGGAUAUCCCUCCCACCCCGACCGAGCCGGCCGAGGCGCAGGAGGAGUACGACGACGCGUCCGUCCCGCUCAUCCCGCUCGACGAGAUGUACACACCGCCACCGCAGCAGCAGCAGCAACUUCCGCCGACACUCCAGCAGCAGCAGCAGCAACUUCCGCCGCACCUCGCGCAGCCCAUGCACCAGCCGCAGCCUAAUCUCGCCGGCCCGCCCAUGGGCGCCCCUUACGGCGCUCCGAUGAUGGGCGCGCCGCCCGCCAUGGGCGGACCCAUCGGCCAACCCGCCGGCGGCAACAUGGAGCAGGCGCUCAACGCCCUCCUCGCCAACCCGCAGGCCCUGGGCUCCCUUCUCGGCGACAACCAGGCCCUCUCGUCCCUGCUGGCCUCCCUCCCGCAGGGCGUCGCCGGCGGCCCUCCCGCAGGCGCUCCAUUCAUGGGCGGCCUCCCGGUCCCAAAUAUAAACUUGGCACAGCCGGGCGCACCCAUGGGCGGGCCUUCGAUGGGUCCUCCGCCGUCGGCCGGGAUGAUGUACAACCCCAGCCAGCCCACCGCGCCUCUCCCGCCCCACCUCAUACAGCCCAGCAGCAAGGCUAUCCCCCUCGGGUGGGAUGGGGCCGGGCGGAGGCCCUGGCGGCAUGGGUCCUCCGCCCUUCGGCGGCGGUGGUGGCAUGCCCCCGCAGCAGUACGGCGGACCGCCUCCCCAACACGGCGGCUACCCGAUGGGCGGACCUCCCGGCGGAGGCUACGGCGGCCCUGGAGGAGGAGGGCACGGCGGACCCGGCGGCGGAGGAGGCUAUGGCGGACACACCGGUGGAGGACACGGUGGAGGCGGCGGCUACGGCGGACCGAGCCACGCGGGCGGAGGAGGUGGCGGCGGCGGGGGAAAUUGGGGAAGGGACGACCGGAAGCAGCGACUGUGCUCCUUCUUCAACUCGCCGCAGGGCUGCCGUAA